ACAGCAGGUGGGCAUCGGAGGAGCAACAAGUAACCCUGGGGGAUCUAGAGCUUCCUGUUUGCUGGCAGCUCACUAACUACUUUUGUAAAGUAAGCAAAAGCGGUCAGCAUCAGUGUCUAACUUCUAUUUCUGGCCUCCCCCCCUCUCAGACUGACGUCAGCACAAAGUUAUUUUCAUGAAUGGAGGGGGCGGUCACGAGGAACUGAUGACGCGGGCGCUUGCGGAAGCAGAGCGUGGAAUGUUGGUACAUUGUUGUUGUUUUGUAGUUUAUUUAGUACGAGGAUCCACCGCUGCGCCGUCCGGUACCGACGCUGUCCGGAUUCAUCACCGCCUGGAAGCGAGCCCCGCCGGUUUUACUCCCUCCGUCUACAAACAUCCGCGUUCACAGAGAGCAGCUUCUGGGAGAUUCUGGUCAGUUUUCUGCAUGCAGGGAAUGACGACUCCUUUUAAGCCGAGCAAAGCUUUAAAGGUCAAGAAGGAGGUGGGUGAGAAUGCCCCGGCGCUCAGCGACGACGAGCUGGUGGCCAUGUCUGUGCGGGAGCUCAACCAGCACCUCCGCGGGCUCACUAAGGAGGAUGUUGUACGGUUGAAGCAGCGUCGAAGGACCCUAAAGAACCGCGGCUACGCUGCUAGCUGUCGCAUCAAACGUGUCACCCAGAAAGAGGAGCUCGAGAGACAAAAGAUAGAGCUGCAGCAGGAGGUGGACAAGCUGGCUCGGGAGAACGCCAGCAUGAGGCUGGAGCUGGACGCACUGCGGGCCAAGUAUGAGGCCUUGCAGUGCUUCGCCAGGACUGUGACCCGAGGGCCGAUGUCACCGGGCAAGGUGGCCACCACCAGCGUCAUCACCAUCGUCAAGUCCUCCAACCACAACAACUCCAGCCCAACUCCAUUCUCGGCUCAGUCCUAGUGCUCAUCAGGACUGGGCGCCUGUGUAUCCCGCCUGGUCCUGACCCGGCCUGAACCCACUCAUCCCGUACUGAGAGGACGCUCAGUAGUGUUCGGACUGAGGGAUGGGAUGGCAAGCUCUAUGUGAUCUUAUGCCGCAUUCACAGUUCUGCCCCCGCCUCUGUCUUUCACACAGUUUACACUGUCUGCACACUGUUCACACCCCCCUCACCUCCAGCACCAGUAGUAUGGGCCUCUCUGACCCGACCUCCAUGACUGACGGCAGGAACGUGUCAUCCAGUUGAGAUGCCCCGAUGUGAAGACGCCGUGUAGGACAGCUCUGAUCCUUGGAUUAAGAUUACCAGAUUAGAAUUUCUUAUUGUAAAUGUACACAAAUGUGUAAUUUGGGCCUUCAGUAGAUGUGGUUGCCUUAGAAGAGAUUUGAUCACCUCUGGGUUAAAGGCCAGAUGGAUGCCUCUUUGAGGUCACUUUUGCACAACCAAAAGCCUUUUCCACUGAUGUGUUCUGCAGCGAGUCAAUCUGUAAAAACAGAUUUUUAUAUUUGGAGCACACUGUAGUGAGUUUGUACAUUUGGACUUGGCCAGAUAAGGCUUGUAAAUGUAAUAAAUGACAAUUUGGGCCGCAAUGGUAGAAAUUCAUUGCAGAAAGCCAAUUAACAUCUACAGAGUUUAGUUCAUAACUUAGUCCAGUGGAGGUUGUUAACCGUUUUAAACCCUUUGCUGGAUUGGACUGACUUGACAUUAAGCGUGUGCCUUUUCUUUCUGCUGGCAUGUGCACAAAAGUUAGAACAGGUACUUAGAUCCAAUCAUUAGGUGCAUCUAUCUGGAGGGCAGCUUCAGCCGAGAAUGAAUCAAAGUGUCGUUAAAGACACGAAAGGCUGUUCAACGGGAGCUGGUUGUGAAUCCGUUGUUGCGUUUGUAGCCUCUCGACUCCCAAGUCACGCCUUUCUUUGUUUUAUCUAAAAAUAAAAACAACUUUAACAUCCAGUUUCUGACAUCUGGGAUCACCAAAGUGUAGAUUCUGUGUGGGAUUGAAGAUUUGUUUGGAUUAGGAGGAUUUGUCUCGUAGCACUUAAAACUGUAAAGGUUGCAGUAUAAAUGAUUCCACACCGUUGUGUUUCUGUACUUAGUGGGGCUUACAUGAGGGUGGCUAAAUGUGUAACGUAGUGCAGGUCUAAGCUAAUGCUGGUAAACUACAGCACUUAUAGUUUGGUGGGUAAUCCAUAUUGGAUAAAUAAUUAUGAGAGCAGCCUUCAAAAACAGUCCUGUAUAUUACAGAUCUGAGGUGAUGAAGCUCCCAGUGCGUGGGAUGAAACGUCCGUCCAGAGUGGAAUCAUUCCUGCGUCAGGGUCACGAGAAGCGCUGCUGCCGGUGUUGGGGUUUCACAGCCUUGCUUUCUGACACACUCUUCUACAAGAGAACUCCUGACGCCCACCCCUUAUUAAACAAAAUGAAUCAAGUGGUGUCACGAUGACUAAAUGCAGUAAAUGCUUUGUUUGUCUUUUGUAAUAUUUAGUUGUGAAAUGAACUUGAAGUCGAGCUGUUCCUUUGGAGGAUCCAUUCCUGAUUGGGAGUGAAGUCAGUAGAGAUUGUCCAUGUCAGGAUUUUCUCGUGGCUGAGAGGACACGACUGCUCUCCCCCCUCUUCCUUAGCUGCCAUAAACAGACCGUAUGGGGAACUUUGCUGCUGUACAACCUGCUGGGAUUGGUUUUGUUCUUCCCAGCAGGGGCAUUGCUGUGUUCUUACUCUCAAUUUGUACUUUCACCUGAUCUCUGUUAGUGUCCUCUUCUUUUUCAUUUACUAAGUUUUAUACCGUCCACAUACACAGUAUAUGAAUAUGUAACAUAUGUUUCUAUAUUUAUGUCUCGUACUAUCCUGGAAUUGUGUGAUUAUGUCAUCAGUCUCUAAAGUCUAAAUAUAUUCCAACAGACACUUUGACUAAAUCCGUGUUCACAGUUACAAUGGGAUUCCAUAAGCCAGCCUUUGACCAUUUAUAGCCUAUGGACUUAAUCUCUGCAGAUUAAUUGGACUAACUGUGACUUGGGUUAAAUGCAGGCAGCAGGUAAUCAUUUGUAGUAAACAGAAAUGAGUGAAUGUAAACAAUGGAUAAGAACUCAAAUGAAAAGCACUAAAGCAGCUUAGUUAUCAGAAAUGCAUUUUGGGUUUAGUUUAAAUCUGCAUCCAUAAUUUCCUUUCCACUGAUUAAAUGUAGAACAGAGCUGCAUGUUCACCCAAACGAGUCACUGCAGAACAGACGUUUAAAGAUUCAAACAAACAUGAAGGCAAUUCUUUUAUAACUUCUACCUGAACAUUAUUUUAGUUCCUCCAGUCCUGAACCUCCCGUUGGUUUACUGUUGACACGUUCAGGGAACAGAUGAAAAGCACUGCAGUGACCUCUAGUGGUCAACGUGCAAAACAAACUAAUGUUAAUGUCAGAUUUCAUAAUGAGCUGACUGAUUUCUAUAAGCACACCUAAAUAUUCACUAUCACUUUUAUGUUAAUCUAAAUAUGUCUGUAUUUGCCAAAUAAAUGACAAACCUUCCUCUGGGUGAAUUAAGUACUCAGUUAUUCAGUGUGACCCGGUUCAUAAAAGAAAUAAGAACUGAAUUAUUUAAAAGGUGGUCAACAUUAAUGUUUCCUUCUGUAAAUGUUUACUGAACUUGGUCCAAACACUUUUCUUUUCUCCUUCAGUCAAAGAAUAUUUUUAAUAACCGUGUUUAAGAUUGUGUUAAAUCAACAGAAGCCACAAAUGUGGAAAAACUAAAUGUUUAUUUUUUGUCAUUUUGACUAGAAUUAGAUUAUUUUUUCUUUAAACCAAUAAGCUUCAACGCGUUAGCUUCCACAGUCCUGCUGUGUUUGACCCAAGCUAAGAGCAGAGUCGGUUUUAUUGUAGUGGUGUUGAAGUGAAGAAUAGAAAUAGAUGUAACGAGCUGAAUGUCAGUCCGAUUGUUUUGGUUCGGUUUGUAUGAAAGAGAAUGACUCUGUGGUCUCACAGCAGCACGGUGGAGCCUAAAGACAGACUCGGUGUAACUUUUACAGGAACAAACUGAAUAUGUACCUUUAAACUUGUCCUCAUCAGCUCACAUAUUUAUUUACAAGGUUUUGUGUAAGUAUAUAAAAAAAAACCUCUAAAUUAUUUUUGUUUUACAGCCAUUUAUUUACAUGUUUUGUCCUUGAUGAGCUACCCUCAUGUUCAAAUGAAAUCUGUAUUUUUCUGCUUUGAUUUAAAAUAUGCUAAAUUAUUCCUGAUAGUAUUGCUGUGUCUGUUUUUGUACCUUUAAAUAAAGCUCUCCCUUCGUUAAAAA
Nothobranchius furzeri (turquoise killifish) is the source of this 4210-nucleotide messenger RNA. It is a transcript of the gene mafk, whose product is annotated as v-maf avian musculoaponeurotic fibrosarcoma oncogene homolog K. Gene Ontology annotation, biological process: regulation of transcription by RNA polymerase II. Lineage: Eukaryota; Metazoa; Chordata; Actinopteri; Cyprinodontiformes; Nothobranchiidae. The record is from RefSeq and is a predicted model, not a curated record. Gene Ontology annotation, molecular function: RNA polymerase II cis-regulatory region sequence-specific DNA binding; DNA-binding transcription factor activity, RNA polymerase II-specific. Gene Ontology annotation, cellular component: nucleus.